CACAACUCAUUUACUCAUAUUUAGCUUUCCGUAUUCAAAUGCAUGUUUUCAGUGUAACGUCUUCUCUUACAGUUUAUCUACGGUUUCUUGAAAACUUGUGGAUAAAACAAACAAUCCAAUCAAGAAUGGCGAAGAAACUGAAGCACCUCCGUCCUCAGCCGCGUAAAUCUUCAUUGACGACGCAGGCUUUCACAGUUCUUAUACUUGUACCCUUCUCCAUUCUCAUUCUUCUUGGUCUCGGUAUCGUUUCACUGCCCAGGACCAGCAUGAUCUCUUCAAGGCCUCCAGAUUUGACAACUGUUGAACGGACUAGCGAGCAGAGGGAGAGUACUUAUGGAGACGAAGAAAGUAGUGGUGAGCGUUGGCUUGAAGUUAUAUCGUGGGAGCCUAGAGCUUUCCUUUACCACAAUUUCUUGACAAAUGAAGAAUGUGAUCACUUGAUUAGUCUUGCAAAACCUAACAUGGCCAAGUCAAAGGUGGCUGAUGUCAAAACUGGAAGGAGAAAAGACAGCAGAGUACGAACAAGUUCAGGAGCUUUUCUUAAAACUGGGCAUGACGAAAUAGUGAAAGAAAUUGAGAAUAAGAUUUCAGAUUUCACAUUCAUUCCUGUAGAAAAUGGAGAGAGUCUACAAGUUCUACAUUAUGAAGUUGGGCAAAAAUAUGAGCCUCACCAUGACUAUUUCACAGAUGAGUUCAACGUCAAAAGGGGAGGGCAACGAGUAGCCACUGUCCUUAUGUACCUCUCGGAUGUUGAUGAAGGUGGCGAGACAGUUUUCCCUUUGGCCAAAGGAAAUAUUAGUGAUGUCCCAUGGUGGAACGAGCUCUCACAAUGCGGUAAAGAAGGACUCUCUGUUCUGCCAAAGAAGAGGGACGCUUUGCUCUUCUGGAGUAUGAGGCCUGAUGGGUCUCUAGACCCUUUGAGUUUGCAUGGUGGCUGUCCAGUGAUUAGAGGAAACAAGUGGUCAUCAACUAAAUGGCUUCACGCUCACGAGUACGAGAAUUGAGUUAAAAAAAAGAAGAGGUUUCCAUGAUCUCAUCUCAUUAACAUCAUCGUGUACUAGUAGUAUGUGUAUCAUUGUUAAUCUCAUCCUGAUUAAGUAAAACUUACUAAAACGCUGCACCAGCAAAAUAGCGUUC
Messenger RNA from Raphanus sativus (radish), 1137 nucleotides. RefSeq names its product probable prolyl 4-hydroxylase 8. Gene Ontology annotation, biological process: peptidyl-proline hydroxylation to 4-hydroxy-L-proline. Gene Ontology annotation, cellular component: endoplasmic reticulum. The record is from RefSeq and is a predicted model, not a curated record. Gene Ontology annotation, molecular function: iron ion binding; procollagen-proline 4-dioxygenase activity; L-ascorbic acid binding. Lineage: Eukaryota; Viridiplantae; Streptophyta; Magnoliopsida; Brassicales; Brassicaceae. The transcript has 8 exons. The coding region runs from base 39 to 1004 and encodes 321 amino acids.